This is a messenger RNA of Pimephales promelas (fathead minnow), 997 nucleotides long. RefSeq names its product inhibitor of growth family, member 5b (gene ing5b). The record is from RefSeq and is a predicted model, not a curated record. NCBI's taxonomy places the organism in Eukaryota, Metazoa, Chordata, Actinopteri, Cypriniformes, Leuciscidae. Gene Ontology annotation, molecular function: chromatin binding. Gene Ontology annotation, biological process: positive regulation of apoptotic signaling pathway; regulation of DNA-templated transcription. Gene Ontology annotation, cellular component: nucleus.
AUAUAAGAAUCUAAUAGUCUGCACAGAGACUUCAGGAAAGGAAAUCAGCGCGCGCUAAAUAAACCAUCGUAACUUACACGGCUUCAGUACAAAGACCAUACCAACAAAAAUGGCGAAAGGAAUGUACUUAGAACACUAUUUAGACAGUAUCGAGGGACUUCCCUGCGAGUUGCAAAGAAACUUUUCAUUAAUGGGGGAUUUGGAUAAAAGAACUGAAGAGAAAAAAGCAGAGAUAAGUGAACUAGCUUCUGAGUAUAUUGGAAAUGUUAGAAAUAUGCCAUCCGAGGAGCGUGUCCAGCAUUUAAAGAAGAUUGAAAAUGCUUACAGCAAAUGCAAAGAGUACAGCGAUGACAAAGUUCAGCUUGCGAUGCAGAUAUAUGAAAUGGUGGAUAAACACAUUCGGCGGUUGGAUGCAGAUCUUGCACGCUUCGAGAAUGAUCUGCAGGAAAAACUGGACUCAGGUAGCCCGGAUAGCUCUGAUGAAAAGCAAUCUCGAAAGGAUAAGAAUAUAAAAGACAAGAGGGUAUCUAAUGGAAGAGACAAGAAAGGAUCGGAUCAAGAUUCACCCAAGCAGAAAAAACUGAAAACUGGUUCCAACAUAAGUGAAUCUCUGCUUGCCAUGCAUCCAUCAGAUGUCCUGGAUAUGCCAGUAGACCCCAAUGAACCCACAUAUUGUUUGUGUAGUCAAGUAUCAUAUGGAGAAAUGAUUGGAUGUGACAAUUCUGAUUGUCCAAUAGAAUGGUUUCACUUUGCUUGUGUCGGCCUAACAACCAAACCAAAGGGAAAGUGGUACUGUCCCAGAUGUACCCAAGAUAUGAGAAAAAAAUAGCAUAUUGCAGUGUAUCCUGAAUUAAAUAUUCAGUCCCUUUCUUGGUUAAUGUCCUAAUCAGUGGAAAUCAAUUGACUUUUUGUAUCAGUGCCUUUCUCUUUGCUAUGUAGAUGACCAUGAAUGUUACAACAGAGAAGAAUAAAAUGAAUUUUCCAGUUGCUGCCAGCA